Molecule: messenger RNA, 1101 nt
Organism: Aspergillus brunneoviolaceus CBS 621.78
Lineage: Eukaryota; Fungi; Ascomycota; Eurotiomycetes; Eurotiales; Aspergillaceae
Product: alpha-hydroxy acid oxidase
Exons: 8
Coding region: 1-1101 (366 amino acids)
Molecular function (GO): FMN binding; oxidoreductase activity
Source: RefSeq, a predicted model, not a curated record
AUGGCCCACCGUGGAGUGAGCUAUGACAAAAAUGUCAGCUGCAUCGCAGAUCUCAAGGCUCUUGGGAGCCAGAACCUCCCCGUGAUGGUCAGAGAGUACUAUAAUGAGGGCGCCAUGGAUCUUAUCACACUGCGUGAGAAUGAGGCGGCGUUCGACCGGUACAAAAUCCGCCCGCGCAUCUUGAUCAACGUAGACAAGGUGGACACUAGUACUGAGAUUCUUGGCACUAAGGUAUCCCUCCCUAUCGGAUUCAGCCCAGCAGCGUCACACAAACUUGCGCACCCCGACGGCGAGCUGGCAACUUCACGCGCUGCUGCCAAUCAUGGCAUCUGCAUGGGUCUUUCCUCAUAUUCGAACUAUUCGCUGGAGGAUGUGGCCAGUCAGGGCCGUGGGAAUCCAUAUGUGAUGCAGAUGUGUGUUUUAAGGGAUCGGUCAAUCACGCUGCAGCUUCUGCGCCGAGCCGAGAAGGCAGGCUACAAGGCGCUUUUCUUGUCGGUAGAUGUGCCUGUUUUAGGGAAACGGCUGAAUGAGCACCGGAACAACUACACCCUGCCGGAGGAUAUGGAAUGGCCGAAUAUCCUAAGUUGCGGCGGUGAUACUUCCAACCGGACUGAGUACGAUCCAAGUUUGGACUGGGAAAGCACCAUCCCCUGGCUCAGGGAAAAUACAACGCUGCAAAUUUGGUUGAAAGGAGUAUAUACCCCCGAAGACGUUGAACUCGCCAUUCAAUACGGCCUGGACGGCGUCGUCAUCUCCAACCACGGGGGUCGCCAACUCGACGGUGUCCCGGCGACUCUGGAUGCUCUGCGAGAAUGCGCACCGGUUGCCAAGGGUCGUAUCCAGAUCGCAAUCGAUGGAGGCAUUCGACGCGGUUCCGACAUCUUCAAGGCCAUUGCUCUGGGCGCAGAUUUCUGCUUCAUCGGACGAAUUCCGAUCUGGGGAUUGGCGUACGACGGUCAGAAAGGUGUGGAGCUGGCCAUUCAGAUCCUGCGCAACGAGCUAAUGAUCACGAUGGCACUAGCUGGAUGCCGUUCGAUUAAGGAGAUCCAAAGGAGGCAUUUGUCGAUCCUCAAACCAGAUGGCGUUCUUUCCAAGCUUUGA